CUUUGUUUUGUGUUUGGAAGGAUGCACAGUUAGCUAAAAAAUUCCACCCCGCCUGCUUCCUCUUUGGCUCCCUCUCCUGCUUGCUCUCCCUCUCCCUCUCCCUCUCCCUCUCCCUCUCCGUCUUUGACAAACAAGAAAAGAAUACAAAAAUAUAAAUAAAGAUAAAAGAAUCCAGAAACAAACACAUAAACGAAUCCUCUAAAGAAUCAGAAACCCAUUUUACAGAGAUUAUUUUUUUAUAUAAAUACACACCCAAUACAUAUCUCUUUCUCUGUUUCUUGUUUCGUGCUCUGCCUGCCCUAGAUCUUGAUAUACUUUUGAUUCUUGGAUCUUCGAAAUCCCAAGAUUUUAAGAUCUCUUUCAUUUACUUCAGUCAGCUUCAUUCCUCAGAUCACAUUACAUAGAUCAAUUGAAGAAUCUGUCUUUGGUUCUGGAAUACUAAUUCAUUUUUGAGAGAAAACUGGAAAAAAAAAGAGUCACAUGAAUAUAAAGCUGUGGUGUUUGUGCUAGAUGAAGGCAGGUCAGGCGUGGCGACUAGGCAGCAUGGGUGAUAUGCAGAUCUUGCCUGGGGCUCGCCACCGCCCUCCUUUGAAGAGGCCGAUAUGGAUAAUUUUCUUGGUUUCGUUGGUCAGCCUUUUUCUAGUUUGUGCUUAUAUAUAUCCACCACGAGGCAAUGCUGCUUGUUAUGUAUUUUCUUCUAGAGGUUGCAAGGCUCUUACUGAUUGGCUUCCUCCCGCUCCUGCAAGGGAAUUAACUGAUGAGGAGAUUGCAUCACGGGUUGUGGUUAGGGAUAUUUUGAAUACACCUCCUGUCCGAUCUAAGAAUUCUAAAAUUGCAUUCAUGUUCUUAACUCCAAGUUCACUGCCUUUUGAGAAGGUUUGGGAUAUGUUCUUCCGUGGGCAUGAGGGCAAAUUUUCUGUUUUUAUCCAUGCAUCAAAAGGAAAACCAUUGCACGUGAGUCGUUACUUUCUUAACCGGGAAAUUCGCAGUGAUGAGGUUGUAUGGGGGAAAAUUUCAAUGGUUGAUGCAGAGAGACGAUUAUUGGUACAUGCUCUAAAAGAUCCUGAUAACCAACAUUUUGUAUUACUUUCUGAGAGUUGUGUUCCGUUGCAUAAUUUUGACUAUGUCUACAACUAUCUGAUGCAUGCUAAUAUGAGUUUUGUUGAUUGCUUUGUGGAUCCUGGACCACAUGGAAAUGGUAGGUAUUCAGAUCACAUGUUACCUGAAGUAGAAAAGAAAGACUUCAGAAAGGGUGCGCAGUGGUUCUCCAUGAGGCGGCAGCAUGCUCUGAUAGUUGUUGCUGACAAUCUUUACUACUCAAGGUUCCGGGAUUACUGCAAGCCAGGUUUGGAUGGCAAAAAUUGCAUUGCUGACGAGCAUUACUUGCCAACAUUUUUCCACAUGAUUGAUCCUGGAGGUGUUGCAAACUGGUCAGUAACACAUGUUGACUGGUCUGAGAGAAAGUGGCAUCCUAAAUCAUAUAGGGCUCAGGAUGUUACAGAUGAGCUUCUGAAGAAUAUUACGUCAAUUGAUUUGAGUGUCCAUGUAUCAAGUGAUGAAAAGAGUGAAGAGCAGGUACAGCCUUGCCUAUGGAAUGGUAUCAGACGGCCGUGCUACCUAUUUGCGAGGAAAUUCUAUCCAGAAACCGUAGAUAAAUUGAUGAUGCUCCUCAAUUUUUGACUGUGAAUUUUUUGGUCAGAUAGUGUUUACUCGAUCCCUUCUCUUCAUCCUGGUUUCACAUAUAUAGAUUACACAGUUGUAUAUGGCCGCUUUUCUCAACCGCAAUUCUUGAGUUCUAGGGCAAACUGGAAGAACAGUUAGGAUGAUUUGAAUGAGGCUGGAGGCUAACGAGUUGUUAGUGUUGCUUCCUUCCAGAUGGGUAAUUUCUUGUCCAAUUUUUCCCCCCAUUUGUGCUAUCCAAACAUUAUUAUAUAUGUGAAAGAAUAUUGGGGGAUUCAUUUUUUUUUUCUUUCUUUUGUAAAAGGUUGAAAAACAAAGACUAAUGCACUCGUUUCAGGAAAUAUGGGGCUUUAGUUGUUAAAA
This is a messenger RNA of Theobroma umbraticum, 2043 nucleotides long. RefSeq names its product glycosyltransferase BC10-like. Gene Ontology annotation, cellular component: membrane. The record is from RefSeq and is a predicted model, not a curated record. NCBI's taxonomy places the organism in Eukaryota, Viridiplantae, Streptophyta, Magnoliopsida, Malvales, Malvaceae. Gene Ontology annotation, molecular function: glycosyltransferase activity.